Molecule: messenger RNA, 1354 nt
Organism: Xiphophorus maculatus (southern platyfish)
Lineage: Eukaryota; Metazoa; Chordata; Actinopteri; Cyprinodontiformes; Poeciliidae
Gene: foxq1a
Product: forkhead box protein Q1-like
Exons: 1
Coding region: 154-906 (250 amino acids)
Biological process (GO): cell differentiation; regulation of transcription by RNA polymerase II; anatomical structure morphogenesis
Molecular function (GO): RNA polymerase II cis-regulatory region sequence-specific DNA binding; DNA-binding transcription factor activity, RNA polymerase II-specific
Source: RefSeq, a predicted model, not a curated record
GAUGGGCUGUUGCGCUCCGGCAGGUAUGACUGGAAAGACACUGGCCCUGAGAGACUCUCCAAGGCACCGCGCGUCUUGACGCACAAACCACCUUUACGCAAACAGCUUUUCUGCGCUUUACGCUGGAUCUUGCAACUCAUCACCUCUAUCAGCAUGAAGUUAGAAGUGUUGUGUGGAAACCAUGAUAUGACGCAGCUUGAGAUCCCCGUGGAUGGAAAGGGGAAAGAGAAGUCCGCUCUUUCUGCAGAGGAGGAGUUGGGGUCCGAUGGAGACUGCGUGGCCCACAGCCCUCCACUGGUUACUCCAAGUGGGAGCAGCAAAUCGAAACCAUACACACGGAGACCCAAGCCCCCUCUUUCCUACAUCGCUCUGAUCGCCAUGUCUAUCCGAGAUUCCCCCACCGGACGUCUGACUUUGGCGGAAAUAAACGAUUACUUGAUGAAAAAGUUCCCUUUCUUCAGGGGCAGCUACACCGGCUGGAGGAACUCUGUGCGACACAAUCUGUCUCUGAAUGACUGCUUUCUGAAAGUGCUCAGGGACCCAUCCAGGCCCUGGGGAAAAGACAAUUACUGGAUGCUCAACCCUAACAGCGAGUACACGUUCGCUGAUGGGGUGUUCCGGCGCAGGAGAAAGCGCAUCAGUAAGCAGUUCAACCGAGUGCAGGACGUGUCGGAGAGCGCAGAGGAUCCUCAGGGUACCGACAAGACUGACCCAAGCAGCAAGACUGAGCCCCGUCCCAAGUUUACAAGCUCAUUUGCUAUUGAGAGCAUCCUCAGCAAGCCUUUCAAAAGAGACUCAACCAAGCAGCCAUUUUACCCUGCAUUGAUCUGGCCAUACUCUGAACUUAUGCUGCCUCACUCAAGUGCAUCUGCUUUCCCCCAUCCGUUUAGCUGGGCUGCUCGUUGAGCCUGGUGCUGGAAUGCUUUUGUUUAUGAACAGAACAAAAGACAGACUCAUUUUGUUACUGUUUGUAUUCUUUUUUUCUUGUUUGAGAAUUGAAAGUCAUCAGUGAGUGAUGCUUUAAUUUAUUACCUUAUUGAUGCUGGCAUGUUUUUUUUUUGUUUGUUUGUUUUUUGGUUUUUUAUUUUAUUUUAUUUUUUUUUUUACCUUUACAGGCUGCCUUUUUUAUUUAUUACUUUGUUGACAACAAUUAAUGGUAAAUGUGACUGUGUACAGUACACUAACACUUUUGUUAUUUGAUAGUCAAAAAGUCUCAAAAUGCACUUUGUUUUCUUUGUCAAAACCUUUAUCAUAAAAUAUUUAAACACAGCAAAAAGAAAUAAACAACGGUGUUGUGUGUCUUAUUCUUAUUGGAACCAAUAAAAAGCUCCUCAGAUACCAAAGCAAUAAUGUU